Heterocephalus glaber (naked mole-rat) is the source of this 2990-nucleotide messenger RNA. The record is from RefSeq and is a predicted model, not a curated record. Lineage: Eukaryota; Metazoa; Chordata; Mammalia; Rodentia; Bathyergidae.
UAACUGAAUGUUGAUCGAUGAGUGGAGCCGGUAGUGUCUUCCCUGGAUCUUUUGAGCCCCUUGGAGGCUGCUUUCUGGGACCCAGGCCGCCCCGUGUGUUCUCUGGCUCUGGAAGUGCCCAGCUGUUUCGGAUGGCCUUCUCUGUUGGAAAUGCUGGCUGAUCCUGUCUGAGCUUCCUGAAGACUGUACAUUUUAGGACGAACAAGUCCAUCACCUUAGUGAAAAGACAAAGCCACCAGCCAGCUGCUGCUAGAAACCGACUGGGAGUCCAUCCUGCAGAUCUGCGACCUGAUCCGCCAGGGGGACACACAAGCAAAAUAUGCUGUAAAUUCCAUCAAGAAGAAAGUCAACGACAAGAAUCCACAUGUGGCCUUGUAUGCCCUGGAGGUCAUGGAGUCUGUGGUGAAGAACUGUGGCCAGACAGUCCACGAUGAGGUGGCCAACAAGCAAACCAUGGAGGAGCUGAAGGAGCUGCUGAAGAGGCAAGUGGAAGUCAACGUCCGAAACAAGAUCCUGUACCUGAUCCAGGCCUGGGCACAUGCCUUCAGGAACGAGCCCAAGUACAAGGUGGUCCAAGACACCUAUCAGAUCAUGAAGGUGGAGGGACAUGUCUUCCCAGAAUUCAAGGAGAGCGAUGCCAUGUUUGCCGCAGAGAGAGCCCCUGACUGGGUGGACGCUGAGGAAUGCCACCGGUGCCGAGUGCAGUUCGGGGUGGUGACCCGCAAGCACCACUGCCGAGCUUGUGGGCAGAUCUUCUGCGGCAAGUGCUCCUCAAAGUACUCCACCAUCCCCAAGUUCGGCAUCGAGAAAGAGGUGCGGGUGUGUGAGCCCUGCUACGAGCAGCUGAACAAGAAAGCGGAAGGAAAGGCCACCACCACUACUGACCUCCCCCCGGAGUACCUGACCAGCCCCCUGUCACAGCAGUCCCAGCUGCCUCCCAAGAGGGAUGAGACAGCUCUGCAGGAGGAGGAGGAGUUGCAGCUGGCCCUGGCCCUGUCGCAGUCCGAGGCUGAGGAGAAGGAGAGGCUGAGACAGAAGUCAACCUACACAGCACACCCCAAGGCAGAGCCCACGCCCCUGGCGUCAUCGGCGCCCCCCGCCAGCAGCCUGUACUCCUCACCUGUGAACUCAUCAGCACCUCUGGCUGAGGACAUCGACCCUGAGCUUGCGAGGUACCUCAACCGGAACUACUGGGAGAAGAAGCAGGAGGAAGCACGGAAGAGCCCCACGCCAUCUGCACCUGCGCCCCUAACAGAGGUGGCUGCGCAGCCUGGGGAGGGCCACGUGGUGCCCGCCAGCUCGGUGGAGGCUCCCCUCCCAGAGAUGGACACUCAGCCCAUAACCUCCUCCAGCACCCCCUUUAGUGAGCAGCAGUACCAGAACGGGGAGUCGGAGGAAAGCCACGAGCAGUUCCUGAAGGCCCUGCAGAAUGCUGUCACCACCUUUGUCAACCGCAUGAAGAGCAACCACAUGCGGGGCCGCAGCAUCACCAACGACUCCGCUGUGCUCUCCCUCUUCCAGUCCAUCAACAGCAUGCACCCGCAGCUGCUCGAGCUGCUCAACCAGCUGGACGAGCGCAGGCUGUACUACGAGGGACUGCAGGACAAGUUGGCACAGAUCCGGGAUGCCCGGGGGGCACUGAGCGCCCUGCGUGAGGAGCACCGGGAGAAGCUGCGCCGGGCAGCUGAGGAGGCCGAGCGCCAGCGCCAGAUCCAGCUGGCUCAGAAGCUGGAGAUCAUGCGGCAGAAGAAGCAGGAGUACCUGGAGGUGCAGAGGCAGCUGGCCAUCCAGCGCCUGCAGGAGCAGGAGAAGGAGAGGCAGAUGCGCCUGGAGCAGCAGAAGCAGACUGUCCAGAUGCGCGCCCAGAUGCCUGCCUUCCCUCUGCCCUACGCCCAGCUCCAGGCCAUGCCUGCGGCUGGGGCCGUGCUCUACCAGCCUUCAGGCCCGGCCAGCUUCCCCGGCACCUUCAGUCCAGCAGGCUCAGUGGAGGGCUCGCCUAUGCACAGUGUGUACAUGAGCCAGCCAGCCCCAGCCGCUGGCCCCUACCCCAGCAUGGCUGGCACCGCAGCAGAUCCCAGCAUGGUGAGCGCCUACAUGUACCCAGCAGGCGCCCCGGGCUCACAGGCCGCCUCCCAGGCCCCGGCCGGGCCCGCCCCCAGCUCCGCCUACUCAUCCUACCAGCCCACCCCGGCUCCCGGCUACCAGGUAGGUGGCCCCCUCACCUCCUGCCCCGCCUCGCCCCACCCGCUGCCCAUGUCACCAUUUCCCUCCGCAGAAUGUGGCUUCCCCGGCCAUUUCCCAGCCUCCGCAGUCCGGAAGCAUGGGCUACGUGGGCAGCCAGUCGGUGUCCCUGGGCUACCAGCCAUACAGCAUGCAGAAUCUCAUGACCACCCUACCUGGCCAGGACGCAUCUCUGCCGGCCCAGCAGCCCUACAUGGCGGGGCAGCAGACCGUGUACCAGCAGAUGGCGCCUUCUGGCGCCCCGCCCCAGCAGCAGCCCCCCGUGGCCCCGCAGCCGCCGGUGCAGGGGCCGCCAGCGCAGGCACAAGGCAGCGAGGCCCAGCUCAUCUCAUUCGACUGAGGCUGGGCUGGGAACGCCCUAUCCAGAGUAACACUACCGGUCACCCGAACCCGCCUGUGUUAACUAGCCUCCCCUCCCCCUUCCCUGUAGUGUCCCCUCUGAGCCAGGAGUGGGGCCUUGCCCCAGCUCUCCUCCCAUCAGCCUGCUGGCUCCUGUCACCGGCUCCCUGCUUUGGUCCUGACGUGGUCUGUGACUUGUCCCCAGGGCUGGGCCUUGGAGAGGGAAGCUGGCAGGGGAGCCCUGCGUGUCGGGCCUGAGAGGGAGGCCUGCUCUGUCCUCCUGGGAGCUGGCCGCAGCCCCUCCGCAGGGAUCUCCCGGUUGUCCCUCCACAGCCGGGCCUCUAGCUUCUCUGCUUCUCGGCUGUCAUCUCUCUGCAGAACAGCGAUAAUAAAAUGUAUGUCGAGCCGUA